Messenger RNA from Ictalurus furcatus (blue catfish), 1142 nucleotides. RefSeq names its product apolipoprotein A-IV b, tandem duplicate 3 (gene apoa4b.3). Gene Ontology annotation, biological process: positive regulation of lipid biosynthetic process; phospholipid efflux; reverse cholesterol transport. The transcript is spliced from 4 exons. Gene Ontology annotation, molecular function: cholesterol binding; phospholipid binding; phosphatidylcholine-sterol O-acyltransferase activator activity. NCBI's taxonomy places the organism in Eukaryota, Metazoa, Chordata, Actinopteri, Siluriformes, Ictaluridae. Gene Ontology annotation, cellular component: extracellular region; blood microparticle; high-density lipoprotein particle. Bases 84 to 851 code for a protein of 255 amino acids. The record is from RefSeq and is a predicted model, not a curated record.
UACAGUGUAUAUAUACUGACUACUAAGACAGACUCACACACACAGCUGCCACCUGACAGAACAAGCAGACUGAAUCAAGAACCAUGAAGGUGCUUGUGGUACUUGUGCUGGCUCUUGUCACAGGUUGCCAAGCCAACUUGUUCUAUGCUGAUGAGCCCAAACCACAGUUGGAACAACUGACUGAUGCUUUCUGGGACUAUGUUGCCAAGGCAACACACACUGCUGAGGACACACUGAAAACAAUUAGAGAGUCUCAACUGGGCCAGGAAGUCAACACUAGACUUACAGAAGGUGCUAAUGUGGCCAGUGAGUAUGCUGUCACUCUCCAGAAACAAGUGAGUCCUCUAGCCCAGGACAUCAUAACCAAAUUUACCAAGGAGGCUGAAGUUCUGAAGGAGCGUCUCGAGCAAGAUCUGACCACUGUGAAGGACAAACUGGAGCCCUAUGCUGAUGGUCUGAAGACCCAAAUUCAGCAGAAAGUGGAGGAGCUGAGAGUAGCUGUGGCUCCUUAUGCUGAGUCCUUUGACUCUGAAGCACUGAAAACCACCGUGCUGCAGAAGACCGAGGAGCUCAGGGGGAGUCUGGAGGAGAAAGUGAAGGAACUGCAGUCCCAGCUGGAGCCCUACACUGAUGAACUCAGACAGAAAGUAGAUCAGCACCUGCAGGAAUUCCAGAAGACCGUGGCCCCUCUGACUGAAGAUCUUCAGGCCAAGGUUGCUGAGAGAGCCACCUUGGUUCAGCAGGGUCUGGCUCCCUAUGCUGAGGACCUGAGGGAGAAACUGGACCCCUAUGCCCAGAACCUGAAGGACCAGCUCACCUCUCUUUAUGAGUCCUUCACCAAGACCAGCUAAAUACUCCAAACACUUCAUUUCACUCACUGGAUUGGGUUUGUACUAAUUUGACAACUGACAACUGUCUUAACAUUUUAAACUAUUUUGCAUAUCAUGCAAACACUAACAUCUCAAACAACAGACUGUGUCAACAAAAAGGAAUGAAAUGCUGUUUAAUCUAGUACUGUUAAGGAGUUAUGUGUUCUUAGUAGAUGUCAUACUUGUUUGUGAUACAUCACUUUCAUUCCUAAUAGUUGUACUACAAUAAAACACCUGGCAAACUGGCAUGAAUAAAGCAAUUGAUUAUUAACA